Closterium sp. NIES-65 is the source of this 504-nucleotide messenger RNA. NCBI's taxonomy places the organism in Eukaryota, Viridiplantae, Streptophyta, Zygnematophyceae, Desmidiales, Closteriaceae. The record is from the annotation of a GenBank genome assembly.
UGCCCUGUCAGGUUUUGGAUUGAAUGGAAGCAUUUGCUCCGCUAUAGGCAACCUCACCACACUCGUUACAAUCGAUCUGAGCUACAACUUAUUGUCAGGCCCCAUCCCUUCCAGCAUUGGCCAGCUCUCCCUGCUGCAGACACUCGACCUCGCGUACAACUCCAUAGAGGAAGGCUUGCCUUCCACCAUUGGCUCACUAGCCAACCUUCAAGUCUUCAAUCUGUAUGACAACAAUGUGGUGGGAAGGCUGCCUCUCUCUAUGAGUGCGCUCACCAAUCUACGCAUGCUUGAGCUUGGGAACAACUCGAUCGCUGGAAGCUUCCCGACUCUGCUCACAUCACUGUCUCGCCUCACGUGGUUGUCACUCUAUUACAACGACUUAGCAGGAUCCGUCCCCUCAUCCAUCUCUUUCCUUUCAAGGCUCCAACUGUUCAAUUUGGGAGCUAACAACUUCUAUGGAGAGAUCCUUCCAGCGAUUGCAUCCCUCAGCAAUUUAACUUUUAU